AACCGGAGAUGAAGGCGCCGGCCGGACCGGGACGUGCGCGGCUCCUCCCGCGGUUCUGCGUCUGCGGGGUCGGUCUGCUCACAGCCACCUGUCUCCUGCACGUCCUCCGUGGGCCAGGCUCGGGGGAAGCCGAUGUGGAGGAUGCGUUGCUCUGGUCCAGGAGGGAGCUCAGCCAGGAGAGGGGAGACAACCAGACCGCCAGCACUGCCAGAUUUGCCAUCCAUGAGUUUCCUCAGGACAUCUUUACACUGAAGCAGAGGAGACAGGGAGCGGUCCUCCUUCAUGUUCUCUGUGCGAUCUACAUGUUUCAUGCCCUGGCUGUUGUGUGUGACGUCUAUUUUGUGCCAUCCCUGGAAAAGAUAUCAGAGAACCUCGAGUUAAGCGAAGAUGUGGCCGGGGCAACUUUCAUGGCAGCCGGGAGCUCGGCCCCGGAGCUCUUCACCUCCCUGAUCGGUCAGUACAGCAACAAACUAGUCUCCAUAAGCUCUCCAAUCUCCAUCAGUCAUGUUAUCUACGAUGAGAAGGUCAUGUGGUGGGAGACCAUCGUACUGAUCUCCAUGUAUGGAAUCUACAUCCUUAUCAUGAAGUUCAACAGGUCUCUGUGUAGCUGGGUGGAGAGACACUUCAGUAGAGUGGGUCAGCCAUGCCUGAGCAGCCUGAGGCGGCCCACCGCUGUCGGACACGCGGGAGAAUGUGAAACGGACAUGGUGCCGCUAAAGCCAGACUCGUGUGCGGUGGCCGGUCAGGACUCGGGGGUGGCGAUGGUGGAUGAGCUGCUCGGCCUGCGCCCCCACCAGCUCUCCUUUUCAGAGAGGCAGAGGCUGAUUCAGGCCCGGGGCCUGGAGGAGGCGGGAGGUCCAGGGGAGGAGGCUGUUGGGGGAUGUGGGCCGUGGGGAAUGGAGAACGGAGCCGCGGCAGAGGGAGAGAGGCCACCGCUGGAGGGGGAGAGGGAGGCAGAGAAGGAGAUGGGAGCAGACGCAGGAGGGGGGACACAUCCCAAAGAGGAGGAGGAGGAAGAGGAGGAGGAGGAGGAGGAGCACGAUGAGGAGGAAGAGGAGACCAUCCCGUUCAGACCUUUUGUCAUACCAGACUCUUGGUGUGCCCGUUUGAAGUGGCUGGUGACUUGGCCUGUUGGCAUCCUGCUGCACUGUACCGUGCCAAACUGUGCCCUGCCACAGUGGCAGCGUUGGUACCUGCUCACCUUCCUCUCCUCCACCCUGUGGAUCGCCCUCUUCUCCUACCUCAUGGUCUGGAUGGUGACCAUAAUCAGCUAUACACUUGGCAUACCAGAGGUCAUCAUGGGCAUCACCUUCCUGGCAGCGGGCACCAGUGUCCCUGACUGCAUGGCCAGCCUCAUCGUUGCCCGCCAGGGUAUGGGCGACAUGGCGGUGUCCAACUCCAUUGGCAGUAAUAUCUUCGACGUGCUCCUGGGCCUUGGUUUUCCAUGGGCGCUGAGGACUCUCAUAGUCAACUACGGAUCCGUGGUGUACAUCAACAGCAAAGGCCUGGUUUACUCGGUGAUUCUGCUGUUGGCCUCCGUCACAUUAACGGUCCUGUGUGUCCACUUGAACCGCUGGAGGUUGGACCGCAGACUGGGGCUCUGUCUCAUGUUCCUCUAUGCCAUCUUCCUCCUCUGCUCCAUCGGCUUUGAAAGGCUGUAGAGGAUACACA
Messenger RNA from Lampris incognitus (smalleye Pacific opah), 1671 nucleotides. RefSeq names its product sodium/potassium/calcium exchanger 3-like. Gene Ontology annotation, cellular component: membrane. Gene Ontology annotation, molecular function: calcium, potassium:sodium antiporter activity; calcium channel activity. Gene Ontology annotation, biological process: intracellular calcium ion homeostasis; calcium ion transmembrane transport. The record is from RefSeq and is a predicted model, not a curated record. Lineage: Eukaryota; Metazoa; Chordata; Actinopteri; Lampriformes; Lampridae. Bases 9 to 1661 code for a protein of 550 amino acids. The transcript is spliced from 15 exons.